Cajanus cajan (pigeon pea) is the source of this 1209-nucleotide messenger RNA. The record is from RefSeq and is a predicted model, not a curated record. NCBI's taxonomy places the organism in Eukaryota, Viridiplantae, Streptophyta, Magnoliopsida, Fabales, Fabaceae.
CCUUCAGAUAGGGCCCAUGACAUGUCCUCUCAAAAGACCCCAAGAUGUGAUUUUCAUCUCUCUCCACUGCACUAACACAUUCUUUCCUUCACCUCAUUCCUCCUUCCACUCCUAGUUUUUCCAAUUUCCAGCUACCAUGUCCGGCGAAAUGCAAAACGACUCCGCCUCCUCAUCAAGAGCCGCCGCCACCACCGCCGAUCAGCGUCAGCAGCAGCCGGCGGCGGCCCCUCUGAGCCGGUACGAAUCGCAGAAACGACGAGACUGGAACACCUUUGGACAGUACUUGAAGAAUCAGACACCCCCAGUUUCACUGUCCCAGUGCAACUUCAACCACGUGCUCGAGUUCCUCCGUUACCUGGACCAAUUCGGGAAGACCAAGGUCCACUUGCACGGCUGCAUCUUUUUCGGGCAGCCCGAACCCCCCGCGCCGUGCACCUGUCCCCUCAGACAGGCCUGGGGGAGUCUCGAUGCACUCAUCGGGCGGCUCAGGGCCGCCUACGAGGAACACGGAGGCUCCCCCGAGACUAAUCCCUUUGGCAGUGGGGCUAUUCGCGUUUACCUUCGCGAAGUCAAGGAGUGUCAAGCAAAGGCAAGAGGGAUCCCAUACACAAAGAAAAAGAAGAAGAAGAAGAACCAACUUAAGGGCCCUCAUCAUGAUGCUCCAAAGUCCUUCAAGCAAUUAGCCACUUGAGUUGGAUGGGCUUGCACGAACGACUUACUUGGAUCGUGGAAUUAAUUUGCCAAAGUGAACGAGCAUGUCCAAAAGUACCAUCUCUACUGCUUCGAGUAAAAAUUAUCACAGAAAAAUAUUGAUAUCCCAUUUAGUACGUAGUUGAUCUGAACAUCAGAAUAAUCCUUUUGGAGCAAGUUUGGUCCUUAAAUAUAUGUACAACCUUUGUAUGUUCUUAUCACAUAUUAGACAUCAUUCCCAAAAUAGAAACGGUAAGAAUGGCUAGAUUUAUAGUCGUUUACUACUUCUAUUACUACUAUUACUCUCACACACAUACACGUAUGAUCCAAAUAUCCAAUAGGUGAAAUCUCUAUCACACACUCAUAACAAAUCACUUCUUGAGAUCUCUCAUAACAAACGGUAAGAAUGGCUAGAUUUCAAGCUGUCUAACAACAAUGAGAUCUCUCAUAAGGUCAUUAUUUUAGACUGAUGAUAUGAACUAUAUAACAUUUACUUUUACACAUCUUGAAGAAGUAAAA